AUGAGGAUACUUCACCUUGCCGAGCCUAACCCAGACAUCCAAUACUACACUCAUGAUCGCGUCCUCGGCACCGCUGAAAUGGUUAAAGAUCUGGGAUUUACUGUUGAUCUAAAACUGCCCCUAGCGUCAAAUAGGAUUCUUCUCUCCGUAUUUAAGGUUACGCAUAAACCCAAGCUGGCUUUUCAGGCCGAUCUUAUAGACGUAAUCUGUGUCAACCGAUACUAUGGCUGGUAUAUCGAUAUGGGCAAGCUGGACUGGAUUAAUCAGAGUGUCUAUUGGGAUAUCGCUCUGUGGUCGGACAAGUAUAAACGACCUAUUUUGGUGACCGAAUACGGUGCCGAUAGUCUUCCGGGUCUGAAUCAGGAGCCGUCUGUGGACUUUUCCGAGCAAUAUCAAAAUGAUCUCAUCGUACGAACACAUCAUGCGUUUGACGCACUCCGUAGUGAACAUCGGCUUGCUGGAGAAAUGAUAUGGAACUUCGCCGAUUUUAUGACUGGCAUGACAACUACUCGAGCUGUGGGGAAUCACAAAGGAGUGUUUACGAGAACACGACAGGCAAAAAUGGCCGCUUAUACACUAAGGAAUCGUUACUUGUCGCUCUUUAACCAAACGGAUUUGGAGAUAUGGAAAUAG
Molecule: messenger RNA, 633 nt
Organism: Ostertagia ostertagi
Lineage: Eukaryota; Metazoa; Nematoda; Chromadorea; Rhabditida; Trichostrongylidae
Source: the annotation of a GenBank genome assembly